AUGCUCUCCUCCCUAUCCCCUUACAUGGCGAACCCGCGAAAUACCCUUUCGCAAGUUCUCAACUUCGGACUCGUCCUCUCCUCCGCCUUCAUGGUCUGGAAGGCCCUAUCAGUCAUCACCAACUCGGCAUCCCCCGUCGUCGUAGUUCUGUCAGGCAGUAUGGAGCCAGCGUUCCAGCGCGGGGAUCUGCUGUUUCUGUGGAAUCGGAGUCCGCGCGUCGAUGUUGGGGAGAUUGUGGUGUAUAACGUGCAAGGCAAGGAUAUUCCGAUUGUGCAUCGGGUUAUGAGGGUGUUUCCGGAUGUUCCAACUACCGGGGGAGAGGACGUGGAAGGUGUUGAGGCGUCGCAAAAACUUCUCACAAAAGGCGAUAACAACCUAUCAGACGACACUGAAUUGUAUGCUCCGGGCCAGGAAUUUCUAGACCGAAAAACGGAUCUCAUGGGAAGUGUCAGAGGCUACGUGCCAGCUAUUGGCUAUGUUACGAUUAUGCUCUCCGAGCAUCCCUGGCUGAAGAGCGUUUUAUUGGGAUUCAUGGGAUUGAUGGUUAUGUUACAACGGGAAUAA
Histoplasma capsulatum G186AR is the source of this 564-nucleotide messenger RNA. RefSeq names its product signal peptidase I. Bases 1 to 564 code for a protein of 187 amino acids. The record is from RefSeq and is a predicted model, not a curated record. Gene Ontology annotation, cellular component: signal peptidase complex; membrane. Gene Ontology annotation, molecular function: serine-type endopeptidase activity. Lineage: Eukaryota; Fungi; Ascomycota; Eurotiomycetes; Onygenales; Ajellomycetaceae. The transcript is spliced from 2 exons.